AUGGCUUCCAUUGAGCCAUACAACGUUUCUGUCUCCGAGUCUGCAAUCCAAAGGCUUCAUAAGAAGCUCGAAGCAGCAGACUUCCCAGAUGAGCUUGAUGAAGCUGGCUGGGACUAUGGCGCCUCCCUUGCCGAUGUCAAGAGAUUGACGACUUACUGGAAGGACCAAUUCAACUGGAAGGAACAGGAAGCCAAGCUCAAUGAGUUGCCCCAUUUCAAAACCCAAAUUACUGUCGAUGGCUUCGAGACUCUCAAUAUACACUUUCUACACCUGAAAAGCAACGCUGAUCGAACGAUUCCAUUGCUGUUCAUUCAUGGCUGGCCGGGAAGCUUCCUCGAAGCCACGAAGAUCCUGCGACCGCUUGCAGAGGGAAUCAAAGACGGCCCCGCUUUUCACGUCGUUGCGCCGUCUCUUCCUAAUUAUGGAUUCAGUUCGGGCACCAAGAACAGAGGCUUUGCCCUGCCGCAGUAUGCAGAGACUUGCCAUAAGCUCAUGCUCGCCCUAGGAUACGACCAAUACGUAACGCAAGGUGGGGACUGGGGAUGCAUGACAUCUCGUAUAAUGGGCCUCCUCUACCCAUCCCACGUGAAAGCCUCGCACAUCAAUAUGGUACGAGGCCAUCCGCCGACUCUGACCUCGAACCCGAUCCUCUACCUCAAACAUGCCUUGUUCUCCUACAAUUCGCGAGAAACAUACGGCUUCGAUCGCACGAAAUGGUUUACGAUAGAAGGGGCUGGUUAUCGUACUCAACAAUCUACGAAGCCGCAGACUUUGGGUUACGCUCUUGCGGACAGCCCCGUUGGUCUUCUUGCUUGGGUCUACGAGAAACUGCACGAUUGGACUGACAAAUAUUCCUGGACGGACGACGAGAUUCUGACGUGGGUGAGCAUCUACUGGUUCAGCACCGCCGGUCCAGCCGCAAAUCUGAGAAUCUACUACGAGGCAUCGCCGUUACAUUGUGAUCCAGCAUACAGCCGCGAUGUGACGGAGAAGUACAUUCCGAAGGUGAAACUGGGACUGGCACAUUUUCCGAAGGAGUUAUCGGUCGUGCCGAAGACUUGGGGGAGGACGAUGGGUCCUGUCGUUUAUGAAAGCGAGCAUCUCGCUGGAGGACAUUUUGCUGCAUGGGAACAGCCGCAGGCUAUUCUGGACGAUUUGCGGGCGAUGUUUGGGAGGAAAGGAGGCGCAUACGGCGCUGUGGAGGGGAAAGACGGAUCAUAA
This is a messenger RNA of Bacidia gigantensis, 1221 nucleotides long. RefSeq lists its product as uncharacterized. The coding region runs from base 1 to 1221 and encodes 406 amino acids. Gene Ontology annotation, molecular function: epoxide hydrolase activity. Lineage: Eukaryota; Fungi; Ascomycota; Lecanoromycetes; Lecanorales; Ramalinaceae. The transcript has 4 exons. The record is from RefSeq and is a predicted model, not a curated record. Gene Ontology annotation, biological process: epoxide metabolic process.